Lampris incognitus (smalleye Pacific opah) is the source of this 2664-nucleotide messenger RNA. RefSeq names its product PDZ and LIM domain 2 (mystique) (gene pdlim2). Gene Ontology annotation, cellular component: Z disc; stress fiber; filamentous actin. The record is from RefSeq and is a predicted model, not a curated record. Gene Ontology annotation, biological process: muscle structure development; heart development; actin cytoskeleton organization. The transcript is spliced from 10 exons. Lineage: Eukaryota; Metazoa; Chordata; Actinopteri; Lampriformes; Lampridae. Gene Ontology annotation, molecular function: muscle alpha-actinin binding; actin binding. Bases 160 to 1257 code for a protein of 365 amino acids.
CGCGCCUUUAUUUUGAUAGCGGCACAUGGCAACGGUGACCUCACUCCGCUGGGUGCGCGUUCACAGGUGGCACCUGGAGUCAGUCGGCGUCCUGUCGGAUCACCAGCAGCGGAACAGUGGACGAAGGGUGUGGACUCUGUGUGCUGACCUGAUCACUCAAUGGCACUGACGGUAAACCUGAUUGGUCCUUCUCCAUGGGGCUUCAGAAUAUUUGGCGGCAGGGACUUCAAGAAGGCCAUAACAGUAUCAAAGGUCAAUGGGGGCAGCAAGGCAGAACAGGCAGCCCUGCAGCCUGGCGACAUCAUCUUGGAGAUCAAUGGGGAAAACACUUCCGACAUGCUGAAUGUGGAGGCCCAGAACAAGAUCAAGAACUCAAAGACCCAGCUGCAGCUGGUGGUGGAGAGACCCGAACCACCCAGCCCUGGACAAACCAAUGGCAUCAACACUGCAGAACAGCUAGUUGGACGCUUUCAGGAAGCAGUGUUGGUGAGUAGAGAUGAGAACCAAAACUAUAGAGAGUAUACCAUCUCCAGUCCUACUUCCCUGUCCCCUGGACCCUACUCUCCAGAACCCCCUGCCAGCCCUGACGGCAAAAGGCUGCCGCCAGCCAACAACAAGAGUGUCCAGCUGCGCUCAUGGUCCCCAGAAGAGAGGAGUCGCAGACUAUCAAGACCACUUUCACAGGAGUUCUGCUCUCAAGACCUCAGGAGUAACUCGGUGUCUAGUAGAACUCCCACCCCACCAGGACGCUACUCCCCCCAUAGCCCCAUCGACCGGGAAAUACCAGUAUCUCCCCGACGCAGCAGUUCCAGCUCUGACUUUGCCAUGCAGAGGUUCGACAGGGACUCUGAGGUAUACAAGAUGAUCCAGGAGAAUAAGGAGUCUCGCACGCCUCCUCGACAGUCCAACACCUUCCGCAUGCUCCAAGAGGUCCUGGAGGCUGAUGAGAAAGAGGCAGCUGUGCGAUUCCCAGGGAAGCUUUCGCCCAACACCCCGAAGCCCAGCGCAUCAGUGGGAGGCGUCAGCAAACACCACACCUGUGAGAAGUGUGGCAUCAGCAUUGUAACACAGGCUGUGCGCAUCAUGGAUGACCGCUUCCGCCAUCCAGAAUGCUACACUUGCACAGAUUGUGGCCUCAACCUGAAGAUGAGGGGCCACUUUUGGGCGGGUGAGGAGAUGUUCUGCGAGAAACACGCCCGGGAGAGGUACCAAGGCCCAAGUACUUCCCCCCGAGCCACCGUUUCCCCUCGCCACUAAAGGCGCCCAACCACCUAGCCGCCUGACCCAAGAAAUGGAGCGCUACUUGCCUGCCUGUCACCCCUCGCCGCAUCUGACUCUGUCAUAGACCUUGGGGCUGGGGCACAGAGGUGGGCAGGGCUCAUCCGUUUGGACACACCAUUUCUGAUUGCCUUUAACCAUACUCUGCAUUGUUAUCACUCACUUUCUUGCCUUUCUUGUACUUGUAUGGGAAUUGGAGCUUUGUUUUCAUCACCACGUCCUAGCCCCCCCCCCCCACUUACGGACCCUCGCUCUAAUGAUGUGCACCUGCAUAUUUAAACCACAUCACACUUACCUUAAGCAACAUUAACAUAGCGCCAGCUUAUUAGAAGAACACAGCAGGACUGGUUUCCUGAUGCUGUGAGGAUCUGAAUAAACGACAAUUAUUUUGUCUUUUGAAUCUCCUGCUGACCCAUUUUUGAACAAAAAAGGGACCAAGAAAAAAAAAAUCAUAUGAACUGCAUGCCAUUCAGACAAUGUACUGUACACAUACAAAUGUUUGUGUGUUGGUGUGUGUGCGUGUGCGUAUGGGGUGUGUGUGUGUGUGUGUGUGUGUGUGUGUGUGCAUGCAUGCAUUUGUGCAUGGACGUGAUCACAUGCACCAGAGCACUGGUCUCUGCAUGCCUUCCGUGUGUGUGUGUGUGUGUGUGUGUGCGUGUGUGUGUGUGUGUGUGUGUGUGCGCGGAGAACACAUCAAGUCAUUCCUUUGAAGUGCCUGCAUUGCUGCAUUGUCCCUAUAUCACAAAGGAGUUGUGGAUUUUCCUUCCAAGUGUCAGCCAAAUCCCCUUUCUGGUUCCCCCAUUAUUUUCCUUUUGUAAGCAGAUCUUAUUAGUUAAAAUAAUGAACAUUACUUAUUUGCAAAAUUAUUUUUGUUAAGUUUUUUUUUUUUUGCUUAUGAGGGAACAUAGAUUAAUGCAAUAUACAUAUAUAUUUUUGAUGUUUCUUUGAUAGAACUGUAUACUAUAUUUUAGAGCGUUCAGACUCAUAAUGUAUGCACAGGACUUCUAGUGUGGAACGAAUUGCCGAUGACCCUCUUGCCUGUCCUGUUGAGGCGGCGCCAAGAGUAAAAUACACUAUAACGUUCUCAUUUCAUAUCGCACUUAAUAAAAUCACAACGUGAAGCUUGUUCAUUGGAGGUGCCUGUAUUUGUCAUACAAGAUUGAUUUUGGGACGGUGGGUCAUCUUGCAGCGACGUUUCACUCGCUCACACACUGUCGUACCGUUGUGUAAAACUGUAUUUGUUAGAAAUGUACGUGCGUGUUUUGCACAAGACGGUAGACCAGACGGCAAGUGGGGAAAAAUAUUUGCACUUGAUCUGUACUUGCUUUUUUAUUUGUCCCCUUUGAUCUACUACCAUAAAGAUAAGGAUUGCAAAAAUACAGGCAA